AUGGCCGAGAAUCAAGAUAGUGCCGCGUUCCUAAAUGGAAGCGCGAUGAAACCUGACGCCUUUGACGGCACAAAAUCCAAGUACAUCGCUUGGAAAACGCAAAUGAAAUUGUAUGUAGUCACACAAAGGAAGCGGCUACCAGAACAAUUCGACAGGGUCCUUAUGAUCUUGUCGUACAUGAAAGAAGGACAUGCGGGUGAAUACAUCGCCACAUACAUGAAGAAGUAUGACACGGAUGAAGAUGCCGUGAUCCAGACUACGAACGAUUUAUGGAAGGACUUAGAUAUACACUUCCUAAUCGAUGAACAGGCAGAAGCGUACGAUAGGCUGCAGGCAAUGCAGAUGGGAGCGCUAUCGGCGCAAGAAUUCUUCUCGAAGUUUGAAUUGUGCGCCUUCCAGGCGAAUAUUCACAACUUCGAAGCGCACUUCCAGGAACUCAAGUCGCUUCUAGAAAAAGCACUCUGGGCCGACAUCAUUUGGCUUCUGUACAAUUCAUCAGAAGAACUCCCCGCUACAUACGCACUCUACAAACAACGGAUCGCACGCAUCGACCUGAAUCAGCAGCAGUACCAUCGGCGAAACCCACAGCCCCAGCGACAAGGACAAUUCCAGCCUCGGCAGCAGCAAGCACAAAAAACCCCGGUAGUUCCCACUACCAACGCGUUCACACCCCUCGCAUUGCUCCAAGAAGCUCCUGCCGCGACGGCAGAACCAUUCAACUGGAAAACGGCAAUUCGCGAAGAAAUUCGCGCGGCCAUGAAGGGUUUUGCAAGCGGUCAGCCGGGCGUGUAG
Molecule: messenger RNA, 792 nt
Organism: Phanerochaete carnosa HHB-10118-sp
Lineage: Eukaryota; Fungi; Basidiomycota; Agaricomycetes; Polyporales; Phanerochaetaceae
Exons: 2
Coding region: 1-792 (263 amino acids)
Source: RefSeq, a predicted model, not a curated record